Glycine soja is the source of this 758-nucleotide messenger RNA. Its product is annotated as protein EARLY FLOWERING 4-like. The transcript has a single exon. The coding region runs from base 118 to 489 and encodes 123 amino acids. Gene Ontology annotation, biological process: entrainment of circadian clock; positive regulation of circadian rhythm. Lineage: Eukaryota; Viridiplantae; Streptophyta; Magnoliopsida; Fabales; Fabaceae. Gene Ontology annotation, cellular component: nucleus. The record is from RefSeq and is a predicted model, not a curated record.
GAAUCCAAAUCGAAUUUUGCAAAAAUUGCAAUGUUAAAUGCCACACUUUCUUCACCCUAACGUUUUCCCUCUUAGGGGGUGUUCAUUACCUCCUUUUAUUCCACUGCCGAACCUCCGAUGGACGGAGACUCCUCCCGCCGCUCUUCCACAACCGAAGACGACGGCCACCCUGCGGUGUGGGAAGCGUUCAACGAAAGCCUCAGUGAGGUGCCGUCGGUGUUGGACCGUAACCGACUCCUGAUCGAGCAGGUCAACGAGAACCAACACUCCAGGCUCCGCGACAACAUGGUAAAAAACGUGUCCCUCAUCAGGAGCUCAGCGGCAACAUCUCCAAGGUUGUCGCUCUCAACUCCAAUUUCUCCGCCGCCUUGGAACAACAACAACACUCCAAGAACUCCGCCGCCAACGCCGCAUGUGACGAAUCAUGACACGUCACGUGACUUUAAUGGCUCUGCUUCCUCUGUGUCCAUUCAUGUAAUUUUUUUCUGACAUUGCCUUUAGGAAUUGCUCAGUACAUGUUUGAAAAUUCGAUGAUUUUUUAAGCAAUAGUUAUUCAGCUAGAGGAUCAGAAUUUUUAUUCUUGUUUUCUUUUGUUUUAUCUGUUGGAUCUGCUUUAGAAUGUGUCAGAGUAAUUUUAACCGCAACAUGUACCUAUAAAUUCUGUUGCGUUUUUUGUUUGUUUUUGAAGAACAUUUAAAGUUAUUAUGUGAGUGACUAUAGUAUAUUAAAUUUUCAAAUCAAUUGUCACGUUUAUGAUA